This is a messenger RNA of Malassezia japonica, 483 nucleotides long. RefSeq names its product AP-1 adaptor complex sigma subunit Aps1 (gene VAS2). Gene Ontology annotation, biological process: protein transport; vesicle-mediated transport. The record is from RefSeq and is a predicted model, not a curated record. Gene Ontology annotation, cellular component: intracellular membrane-bounded organelle; AP-1 adaptor complex. The coding region runs from base 1 to 483 and encodes 160 amino acids. NCBI's taxonomy places the organism in Eukaryota, Fungi, Basidiomycota, Malasseziomycetes, Malasseziales, Malasseziaceae. Gene Ontology annotation, molecular function: clathrin-cargo adaptor activity. The transcript has 5 exons.
AUGGCGAUCCAAUGGGCGUUGCUGAUUUCGCGGCAAGGCAAGGUGCGCUUGUCGAAGUGGUACGGCACCAUGAGUCAGAAGAGCAAGUCGAAAAUCGUCAAGGACGUCACGCAGCUCGUUCUCGCGCGCAGGUCCCGCAUGUGCAACUUUAUUGAGUACAAAGACUCGAAGAUUGUGUACCGGCGGUAUGCGUCGCUGUUCUUUGUGACUGGUAUCGCGCCGGACGACAAUGAGCUGAUUGCGCUCGAGGUGAUUCACCGCUACGUCGAGAUUCUCGACCGCUACUUUGGCAAUGUGUGCGAGCUGGAUCUCAUCUUCAACUUCCAAAAGGCCUACCAGAUUUUCGACGAGCUCAUUAUCGCCGGCGAGCUGCAAGAAACCAGUAAAAAGUCCGUGCUGCGUGUCGUGACGCAAGGCGACGGCAUCGAGGACGCCGAGCAAGGCGAAGAAGGCCUUGCGCGGAUCGGCAGCCGGUCCGGAUAG